Ramularia collo-cygni is the source of this 1347-nucleotide messenger RNA. RefSeq lists its product as uncharacterized. The coding region runs from base 1 to 1347 and encodes 448 amino acids. Gene Ontology annotation, molecular function: methyltransferase activity. NCBI's taxonomy places the organism in Eukaryota, Fungi, Ascomycota, Dothideomycetes, Mycosphaerellales, Mycosphaerellaceae. The transcript is spliced from 4 exons. The record is from RefSeq and is a predicted model, not a curated record.
AUGCCGCGAAUUAUGCGGCGUGAGGAUGCAUAUUUGAUUGAAUCUGCCACUGCACUCAAGGCCCUCUGCCAAGAUGAAGCAAGCAGCCUCUUGAAGAGCAAUGGUUCCUCUGCCCCCACUGAGUCUCGCGAGAGCAUCGCCGCCGCCGAGCAAAAACUUUAUGCUAGCCUGUAUCGCACCACAGCGCUGUUAGCUCAGCCCCGCGGCUUCCUCUUCCAGCUAGCAUCGCAUGUUCAGCUUCUUGCCUGUCUCAAAUGGCUGGGGGAGUUCCAGGUGCUCGCCUGCGUACCUGUGAAUGGCUGCAUCUCCGUCAGAGAACUCUCAGCUCUCGCCGAUGCUCCAGAGCACAUACUCUGCCGCGUGGUGAGGUUGACGGCGACUGCUGGUUUCCUACACGAAUCUGAGCGUCUCUGCGUUGCGCACACGGCCUUUUCCGCGGCAUACACAGAAGACCUCUCCUCAUCUGAUGCUGCCAUGUUCCUUGCAAAGCAGAUUGCCCCCGCGGCGCUGCAGUUCAUGGCGGCAUCACAUCAGUGCACCGGUGCAUCGAUGACACAGUCUGUCCCAACUUGGAACCCCACAGGCUACAAUUUUGCAGCAGUUCAGGAUCCUUUUGCGAAGGAGCCUCAAGCAGCUCGUCAAUGGGCAGCUUACUGCAGAAGUGUCAGCCCAAUGGACGACUACCUUGCGACAGUCUUGACGGACAAGGGUCAUGCGAGCAUCGAUCUCGUUCCUCUCCUGGGCCAAUUGGAAUGGCCAACCACCGGAAUCACAUCAAUCAUUCAGGUCUGCACUGCGUACAACGAGACAUCGGCGUCACUGGCCAAAAUGUCACCCGAUACGCAAAUAGUGGUGCAAACUUAUGAAACGCCAUCACUAGACUCUUGCAUGACCACAACUUCAAAUCCUGCAGAGCCUUCUUGGCGUCGUAUCGACAGGUACAUGCGACAACCCAACACGCCACAGCAAGUCAAGAAUGCCACAGCAUACAUAUUGCAGCCUGAAAUUUCCCGGGACGAAUUGGAGUCUUUACAUCUUCUGGCCUGUGAGCUAAAGGCACAUCUCGACUGCCUUCGAAUCAACCCUACAGCGUUUUUGAUUGUUGCCCCGCGACUACUGCCACAGCCUGGCUCCGUCGCCGUGCAAGUCGAGGCUGGAGCACGAUUGCGGGACUUUGCAUGUGUGCAGCUCAACAAUCAGUGCGCUCUUGAAGUUGACGAAUUGGCUGCUUUGAUCGAUAGUACUGCCAAUCUUUACGGCAGGCCUGUGGUGAUUACUCAUAUGCGAGACCAGACUGGUGCUACGGUGGCUUUGGCCGUCAAGUUCGACUCACUUCAGAGUGGGUAG